UGCUAUGAACCUAUCAGUUUGUUUGUUUUUCUGUUUGACUCCUUGUUUUGUUUAAUAUUGCAAUUUAUAUGAUAGUAUUAUGGGUUUGUUAAACUUUUCAAUGUGCAAAUGUUGGAAAAUGAAAUAUCACAGCUGGAAAUCAAUGAAAGUGGAAAUUCAGAAGAAGUACCAUCUCCACCCUAAAUGACCAUAGCCCCUCCACCCUUAUUUGUUUAUUACAUUAUAUAACUGCCCUUGUAUACAGACCCACAAUGUUUCUCUUUCAAUAUUUCUUACACGUACACCAUGUAUAUAGUUUCACUCACAUAUAUGUAUACAUAUACAUUGCUUUUUAUUUUAUUUUAUUUAUUUAUUUCCCCCCUUUGUUGUAUAUUGGUUUCUCUUCUUCUUACUUUUGCACCUUUGUGGUCAAGCUACCCAAUUUCGCCGUGCAAGAAACAUCACAAUCACAAUAAAAAGCUCUAAGUCUAAGUCUUUUCCUCAUUAAUGCACAUCAUAGAUAACUAUGUAAUGUGUCUGUUGCACACUUUGUAUGUCAGGAAUAACCAUAAAUGUGUUGUCUUACAAACGGCUGUAUCAGGUCUUUGGAUCCACAAUAAGCGUGGAUAACAGAACUCCUGGAAAGCAAAAUAAAAAAAAAAAAUCUGGUUCUUGUUUUUAAGACAGUCACCUUUAGUUUCACGCUGAGUGAUGCUGGAUUGUUGCAGACAAACCUGAUUAUGUUUCCCACUGGGUUUUAAUCUUCAGAGGCAACACAGAGUAAAGAGAAGCAUUGUUAUUUCAGUUUAACUUUAGUCUCAGUUUAGUUUUAUCCCCUUGUAAAUUUGAUAAGAGCCAAAUUGAGGAAACAAACUCAGUGUGUGGCCAGAAAAUGCCAUGGUGUCUUACAAACACAUGUCACAACAAAAUAUGAAGGAUAAGACAACACAUGUAUAAUGGAAAGAGACGCAGAAGAAUUCAUCUCUUUAGGCACUAGGAUCAGCACCUUCACGCAGGCUGACCUGGCAUCACGCAGCAUCCAGUACGUCCACACCAGUGAAGAAGAGAAACAUGCCGACCAGUUCUCCUUCACCGUGUCCGACGGGACAAAUGAGGUUGCUCAGACUUUCUACAUCACUAUCAAGCCUGUGGAGGACUCCCUGCCUCUUCUUCAGGUCCCUGGCAUGAGGGUGCAGGAGGGUGUGAGGAAGACCAUCACUGAGUUUGAGCUGAAAGCCACCGAUGCAGACACAGAGGGAGACAUUGCAGGCGAUAUCAUUGAGCCGUCCUUCCUUUCCCUGCAUUUUCCCUCCUAUUACACCACCUUCCUCCAGGCGGAGUCCAUCGUCUUCAGCGUCAUCCAGGCUCCUCGACACGGCACCAUCAAACGCACCAUCAGCGGCCAACACUACCGACAGAUAAGCAGCUUCACCAUGGACGACAUCGACCAGAACCGCAUCAGCUACAACCACGACGGCUCCAACUCGCUCAAAUACCGCUUCACCUUCACCGUGACUGACAGCACCAACCUGCUCUUCAUGGUGCAGGACAACGGAAAAGAGCUUCUUCCAGACCCGCAGAUGAAGGUAGCUGGAUCCUCCCACAUGAACCUGCAGUCAAACCAGAGGAAACUUGUACUUGUUGAACACUGAAGAUCUUCAAUCUGUUCAACAGCUCAUCUGGAUCUCACAAGUAACUCAGUCCAUAAACACUUUCUUUAUUUUCUUCCAUUAAUAAUCACUGUCAUGUAUGAUGUCACAGUUUUAAUUACCU
This is a messenger RNA of Oreochromis niloticus (Nile tilapia), 1752 nucleotides long. RefSeq names its product extracellular matrix protein FRAS1. Bases 936 to 1631 code for a protein of 231 amino acids. The record is from RefSeq and is a predicted model, not a curated record. The transcript is spliced from 4 exons. NCBI's taxonomy places the organism in Eukaryota, Metazoa, Chordata, Actinopteri, Cichliformes, Cichlidae. Gene Ontology annotation, biological process: anatomical structure morphogenesis.